UGCCAAGUUCGACGACGAUUUCUCGGCGGCUACCUUGAGUGAGAAGAGCAUCACGCCUGUCAAUUCUCCUACCCCACAGAGAUAUACAAGUCCACGACCACAGAGGAAACAGAUAGAGGCACACAAGUCACCUUUUACAGAUGAUUUUAGUUCUGUUAGUAUUUCCUCCAAACAAACCUCUGGACGCCAGGAGAGAACCGAGUCAGAAACCUCAUUUGCCAGUUUUGAUGAUAAUUUUGUGCCUCCUGCAGAAGGAGAUAAAUACUCAAACUACCAAGACUUUACAGGCAGUGGGCGAGUAUCAAGGCAAGACUCACAGAGAAAGUCACCAUUUGUAGAUAAUUUCAUUGACUCCAAAGGAAAAGAUCAGAUUGAGGAUAGUGGAUUCACCUCAGGCUUUGGAGAUAGCACAGACACCUUCGAUGACCCUUUCACCAGUGUGGAGCCAAAAUCAAGGAGUGCAUCCAGAGGAAGUUCGGAGAUGAUGAAAGUUUCAAUGGAAAGAGAAACCACUCUCCAGCCACCAGUUGACACGACAGUUACCAAAAGAAAAAGUCCAUUUGAUGAUGACUUUACUAAUCGUGGUGAUCGUUACGAGGUGUUAAAGGAGGUUGAAAGUGAAAGAGAACCGUCUCUAGAAGGGGAAGUGAGUCGGCUGACAAGACAGGGAGAUGCAAGGGGAUCUCCCUUUGAGGACUCUUGGCAUGGAUCUCAGAGAAAUACGCCUUUUGAUGAUCAAAAAUCCAUCGGUUCACUACAUUCCAUUCAUGAAGAGCAUCGAAACAUUCCACAAGAGUCUCCAUUUGAGGAUGACUUCAACGGUGACUCGAGGAAGGCUUCAGUAGACCAUGGAAGGCUUUCUCGGACAGGCUCAGAGAACAGAAAAUCUCCAUUUGGCGACAGUUUUACUCCACCUUCCUCAGGACGUGCUCACAGGAACAGAAUCCCAUCGCGCCUGAGUGUUGAAAGUGAGGGAAGUGAUGUUAGACAUUCCCCAUUUGAGGACAACUUCAGUUCAAUCAUAGGCAGUGUUGCUGAAGAGGUGACAUUUGAUGCAUUCCCCAGCUUGCCACAGGACACAUCUGUAACAAGUGAGGCUGAGGAAGUGGAUCCCUUUAGUGUGAAACUGAACAAGCCACCAUCAAAGUCCCCUGAGGGUGAUUCAGAGAUGCACUUUGCAGACUUCGAGCAUGCAUUCCAGCAGAAUGAGGGGGAGGAUGCCAAGCAGAGCCAUGAGGAGCCAGCUGAAAGCACACCAGCCAAGACUAAGACACCACAGCCAGGCGAGGAGGUGGGUGAAGAGGAUAUAUUCCCUGAUGAUGAGAUGGAGUUCAAGAUCUCGGCACGUUAUGUCACACCCACACCUGACAUGAAGAAGUCAGACUCCAUUAACAUAUUCCGCCGGAACAGCGACCCCUUUGCUGAUGAUUUCUUUUGUAGUGAGGGUGAGGGCAGCAAUGCACCAGGCCCAGUAAAGCCAGAGGACGACCCAUUUUGGGAAAAACCCUUUGAUAAUUUUUCCUUUCCUGUGGAUCAGUAAUAUAGAAACUCAUUACUGAUAUGUUAAUGCUCAGAAUAUAUUAUUAAUACUCUUGAAGUAAAUAGCAGUUUGGAAUAUUGAAUUUAAUGUAUUAAAAGGGUAUAUGAAAAUGAUAAAUUGUAUUAUUUUGGGGGUCAAAUGUCACAUAUUGUAUCAUGUCACAAACAUAUUCACAAGACUUUUUGAUUAUUUUUUAUUAGAUUGACGAUGAAUUAGUGUAUAUAAAAGUCAGACAUCUUACCAAUGAUAUUGCCAUAUGUAGACUUAAUUUUCAUUGUACAAUUCCUCACAAUUCAUUUGUAUUUCUGCAAUUAAAUCUUCAUACACUCAAAAUGUAUAUGUGGCAAGUGUAUGCAAAUGCUUUGGAGUAGAAAAUUAUAUUUUUUUCUGUUUAACCAAUCUGUGAUCUAUAUCUGCUUGUGUUCAUCAUAAAUUUUAUUUUGUAUUUUUCAUUUGAAUUUUAACUUUGUUUUCUACAAUACCAAUACUCAUUGAGUAAUAUUCUAUGACGAAUUCUCUCUCGUUCUUACUCAAAAUGCAAUUUUUUCACAGGAAAAGUAAAUCAUAUUUUUAUUGGAACUGUAGUGCAAUCACUAUUUAUUUUGUAGAAUAUGUUAAUGUAUGUACUAGAUAUGUGUGUAUAUAUAUUUUUUUGACUCGUAUUCUUUUGUUGGUUUGAGAAAAUCACAUGACUGGAAGUAGUGUAGUAGAGAAGCUAUAGACACAAGAUAAUGCUGACUAUCAGAAACAGCGCUGGAAAUGUUUGAACGUUUUUUUCAUAUUUUUAGAUUUUAUUUAUUUUCCCCCCCUUUUUUGCGGCUUGUUUGUAUUUGCAGAUGUUGCAUCAUUGGCUGUGUCAGCCAGAUAUGUCCUGCACACUGGCCAGUUGUUGGAGAGAGCAAGAAAAAGAAAGAAAAAAACCCACCGAAUACAAUACUAUCCCCGUCAAGGAGGGUGUCCGAUAUUGUAGAUCAAGUUUCAUUCUUUGUCUCGAUCAAUAUUUUCCUGAUUGAUGAAGAACUCAGAUACUCUUGAUUAAUAUCUCAAAUUCACUGAUUAUCCUUUUUUUAAGAAUUACUUCUCCGUAUUUAUGAUUUACUCGUACUGAUUUCGCCAAGUUCUGAAUCUGAACGGUGUUGUCUUUUUCUUAUUCUGUGAAAUAUAGCAUCUUGCACUUUCAGAGUAAUACAGUAUUAUAGUCCUCAUAGCUACUCAUUUCCCCUUGAACUGUCAGUGAAAGUAGUCUGCCUUUAUUUCUCGUUUUCUUUUCUUUUUAUACAAGAUGCCAUAUGAUUGAUGACAUGCUACAUGUUUGUCUUAAAUGAAGACAUGUCCUUAGGUCACACACGUUGAUAUUUAUUGAUAUUUUAGAUGGUCUUCGAUCAAGUCACAAUGUUGAGUGAACUGUUGUUUUUCAUUGCCAUAACAGAGGGAGAUUUCCAAAAGUAUUUACUGAAUAGAAGUGAUGUUCAAGUAAUAUAUUCUUUUAUUGAUGUGACUAUCUUAACAUUUUCUUAUGUUUUCCUAAGAAGAAAGAUUUCACUAAGAUUGUUCUCUACACAGUGCUAUCACGUUAAUUGCACAGAUCAGAAAUGAUGUUGGUAAUAUUUACUCAAGCAUGUGAAGGAUAUGAUAAGUUCAAUCUUUUUAUUCAUGACAAUGAAAUAUAUAAAUAUGUCUUUUUUUUAGAGAUGACCUCUUUCUUUAAAAGAGUAAAAAGAGUAUUUUAAGAGCCUAAAUUUCACAAAAUUUAAAGUUCAGAUAAGAUCACAGACAAAAAUGGUAAUAAAGAAUGAAAAUAAGCAAACGCUUUCAAGACUACAGAAAAGCAGCCUUGUCACAAAUUACAAAAUAAGAAAAUGUACUGACUUCGCAAAUUUUCCUCUCUUCUUGCGCUCUUACUCAAGUCCCGUUCAAAGCUUUGUGUCUUUUUUUAUUUGCUUGAAUGAUGAUAUGAAGUUACACUUCUACUGCGCCAUCAGAGAAAAAAAAAAAAUUACCUACCUGAAUAAAUAUAAAACAAAAAGUUAAUUAAAAGAGAGAGAAAACCAUUUACACAGCAGUCAACCUUGAACUGUGUUAGCAUCUGGUAGUAGGUGAGCCAGACCGCUGCGUCUCGGCCCUAACUAUAGUUGUUAAGUGUAUUCAAAACUGUAAACCCAAACUGCUCAGGCUUCAGAUACUCUUUGCUCCUCUCUCUUGGGCAUAUGCUAAUCGCGAGGAGUUCAUUUUUAUAACCAUGUCUGAAGAUAGAUUAUUAAUUUAUUAUAUAGUUUCUGUACAAAUAUUGUAACUCAAGUAAUAGUAAUAACAAUAACAAAUU
Molecule: messenger RNA, 3863 nt
Organism: Penaeus vannamei (Pacific white shrimp)
Lineage: Eukaryota; Metazoa; Arthropoda; Malacostraca; Decapoda; Penaeidae
Product: protein disabled
Cellular component (GO): cytoplasm
Source: RefSeq, a predicted model, not a curated record